CAGCUCUUCGACUUCUUACCUUUGUUUUUUUUCUUUGAGAGGUGUAAUGAAGCGUUCUUUUAGUGAGAGUGAUUCAGACGAGGGAUAUCUUUUUGUGCAAAAUUCCGAUGCACCCGACAACGAAAAUUCCGAAGUAAGUGCUCGGAAGAGACGUCGAGGGCAAAUUGAGAAGAAACGGCGAGAUCGCAUAAACAGCUCUCUCGCAGAGUUGCGACAACUGGUGCCUGCUGCCCUUCAAAAACAGGGCUCGACAAAGCUGGAAAAGGCAGAGAUCCUUCAGUUGACUGUGGAGCACUUGAGAGGUUUAAAAUACGGCGCUGAAUAUAACCCAGGUUUUACUAACACGCGCCCAAUUGAUGAGCGCAUACCAAGACGCCAGGAAUGCAUGGCCGAGGGUAAGCCAUGCUUGUCCGCCUUGACAGAAGGUUCGGAAACCGCAUGCAUGUCUCCUGCAAGGCGGCAAAUCACAAAUCAUCUCAACUGGAAUACUUCAUUACAGAGCGGUUACCACUGCGGUCCGAGCCCGCCAAGUACGACUACAAUAGCUUCAGCAUUGAAAACUGAAUCAAACUUGUCAGCACCUUGGCAAAGUUCAAGUGCAAUUUUAUCAUGCGUUAAACAGGAUGUUAACGACAAUUUUCAAAAAGACCAGGAUCAAGUGUACAAGGGAAAAGAUUGGCGUUUAUCUGUAGCUCUGAACUACCCCAUAAUUCUUCCAAUUCAAGCACCGGGUCUUUCUAAUGUUCUGCGCUCUCCGUUAGGAGAUACAGUACCUUUGAUUGACUUGUCGAUGGCCUUGAUAACGAAAACCAACAUUUCUGCCCCUUUCAAAGCCCCUUGGGCGCCAUAAAGCGAAAUGAAGCGAAAAUAGGUUGACGUUGGAAAAUGAGAAAUUAUUCAUAACAACUCUAGUUCACUGUCGCGAAAACAAAGUCUAUGAUUAAGGCAUAAACACUGCUCAACUUUCUUCUUUGUUAGACCAAGAAGCUGACAAGAAUAAUUUACCCCGAUAGGUAAACUUGAACAAAGAAUCGUUUCUAAAAGAAAAAGGGAUUAUUUCUUUUAGAAAUUUAAUUGAAUGAAAUUCGAUGAAAAAGAGUACAUCGAUAUUAGAGAACCUUUUUGUUUGCUCUUAAUCAACUGUCAGUUAAACGUUAAAGUAAACACAUUUUUUCUCUUUUUGGAGGAAUUAACUUUGAUUGCAUGUUACUGAUGUCUGCUUCUGCGGCUGAUAUUUUGUAUAACAAUUAAAGCAUUACAAAUAUUUCCCAUUUCUAAAACCACCGGCUUUUGUGGGAUAACAGACAAAAUAUUUCAGUCUUAGAUAAUACGAGUAAGAUGAACGAAAACUCUUGCCUAGGGGGAUAUUGCUUAAUAUUGACACGUGCGCUAAAAAUGGCCUUUGUAUCAGUCAGUCUGUGCGCAUUCAUCAGAAAAAAUGUGUAUUUAAAUUUUUUGUAUUUUCCCUUGCUUGAAAAGUUGUUCAUUAAAUAA
Messenger RNA from Pocillopora verrucosa, 1494 nucleotides. RefSeq names its product hairy/enhancer-of-split related with YRPW motif protein 1. The record is from RefSeq and is a predicted model, not a curated record. Gene Ontology annotation, molecular function: RNA polymerase II cis-regulatory region sequence-specific DNA binding; protein dimerization activity; DNA-binding transcription factor activity, RNA polymerase II-specific. Lineage: Eukaryota; Metazoa; Cnidaria; Anthozoa; Scleractinia; Pocilloporidae. Gene Ontology annotation, cellular component: nucleus. Gene Ontology annotation, biological process: regulation of neurogenesis; anterior/posterior pattern specification; regulation of transcription by RNA polymerase II.